Molecule: messenger RNA, 921 nt
Organism: Nipponia nippon (crested ibis)
Lineage: Eukaryota; Metazoa; Chordata; Aves; Pelecaniformes; Threskiornithidae
Gene: DBNDD2
Product: dysbindin domain containing 2
Biological process (GO): negative regulation of protein kinase activity
Cellular component (GO): cytoplasm
Source: RefSeq, a predicted model, not a curated record
GGGCCGCAGAGCCGUAACCGGCGGCUGCCCGCCGACAUGGAGCAGGCGCAGCGGAGCCUGGAUGCAGAGCAGAUGCAGCAGCAACAGCUGAAACUACGGGACCGGCAGAAGUUCUUUGAGGAGGUUUUCCAGCAUGACGUGGAUUUCUUCUUCCCUAUGUCUCACCUGCAGAUAGAGCAUCGGAGACCCCCCUUAGGCAGCAUUUCCUCCAUGGAGGUGAAUGUGGACAUGCUGGAGCAGAUGGACAUGAUGGACCUGUCAGACCAGGACACUGUGGACGUGUUUCUGGGCUGUGGGACAGAGGAGAGCAGCGUUGCUGGGCCCCUGCCAGGGGCAGAUGCCGGCCAGUGCCCAGAAGAAAUCACCCUGCAAGCGCCCAAUGCAGCUGAGAGCAAGUCACGCAUUUCCUCCACGUCCUCCGUCUCCACGGAUCUGAACAGCCUGGACACCAGCGAGGAGGGGGCCGAGACCCCAGUGGUGCAGUCGGAUGAGGAGGACCUGCAGGAGGACAGUCCCAAAGAGCAGGAGGCAAGAAGCUAGCAGCCAGCUUUGCCCUGCUCCCAGCCUCCUCUGUAUGGACCUGCCAAGCCGGAGGAAGGAAAGCUGCUGGCGCUCAGUACACCCCAUCCUGGACUGCUGCCCUGCAGCAGGGGAGAGAAGGUUUUCCCCUCCUCUCCCUCCGCAGGUUCUCCUGGCAGCCAAGGGAGAAGGAAAGGGGUAUUGUAGGCUCCCGAAAUUAACUCUUCAGGCUUUGCUGCUAACACUCCCUGCUUCACUCCCCCGAAAUGCUCAGCAUCCCACAGCCCCACCAUUCCCAGAAAGCCAUCCCUUGGGAUCCCAGCUCCCUCCAUCCUACUGACAAGGGUCCUGUCCAGACAAGCAUUUAAUGAUGGCAUACAGAGAAAUAACACUCCGAUCUAA